AUGACGACUGUCGUUCGCGCCAAGGCCGAUGGCACCUUUGAGGAGGUGUCCGCGCACAAGCUGCGCCGCAAGCAGCGUGGCAAGCGGAGCGACAAGAAGAACAUGCGCAAACACAUUGACAUGUCGGCUGUUGAAGAUGCCAUUGAUCAACGACGUUUUGAGGAGCGAACAGGGGCGGAUGACUUGAAAUCCAAAAGUGAUGAUCAGCUCUUUCAGCUUGAUACUGGAAGUGCCCCUGCUGCCAAGCCCGUGCGCCUGGGUCGCAAGGCCCGCGCUGCCAGCAAGGUCCUGCGCGUUGAUCAAGUUGUUGCGCCCAACCCCAACAUCAAGCCUGUCGUGUCCCUGCCCAAGAAGAACACUGAAUAUUCGCUGGAAAAAGAAAUCAAGGCCAAGAAAAUCAAGCCGGCUCAGCCAAACACAGCCGCUCCUCCCAGCCAGGAGGAAGAGGCUGAUCCUGAGACCACGGUCUGGGAUGAGACACAAGAAGAUCCAACCAACGGCAACCCUUUCCUUCAGCACCUGCAGCCAAGCUCGGUCGCCAUCCCCGACAGCGUGCAUAAGCCUCAUGCAUCAAAGACCAAGGUUGUUGAGCCUUGCCACCCUGGACAGUCAUACAACCCCCUUGCCACAGAUCACCAUUCCCUUUUGGAGACCGCCACGGACAUUGAGGUCAAAGCCGAACGCGCAAGGAAUCGAGUGCGCAAGCAGCUGCCUGAGAAUCUCUCCAAGUCUGCGAGCAACUACAAGAUGAUGGAGCAACUGCAGGAGGGCUUGAGCGAGUUUGUCCAACCAAUCACGCUUGAGGAACAGGAUGCCAAAUCAGCCUCGAACCAGGAUGACGAUGAGGAUGAAGAUGACGCCGAGGCCGCCAAGCGGCAAGACAUCAAGUCCAAGCGCAAGGAACGCAGUGAAGCCGCCAAGCAGCACGACGAGCGUGUGGCUGCCCACCGCGCCAAAAAGUCGCAGGCUAAGCUUGCCAAGGACCUGGAUCGCUUGGACGCCAUUAACAGCGAAAUUCGCAACGCUGAACGCAAGCAGCGCACUAAAGCUACCGCUCGCGCUGCCGUCAAGGCUCAGCGCCAACUGGAGCCUCGCAAACUCAGCAAAUACGAAUUCAAGAAGCCAAAGCCUGAAAUCAAGCUCACGGAGGAGCUCGAGGGCAGCCUGCGUCGCUUAGCGCCCGAGGGUAAUCUGGUCAAGGAUCGUUUGAACAACUUGGUGAUGCGUAACAUUGUCGAGUAUCGUCGUGAAGCAAACCCGCGCCGUCGCUACCAACAAAAGGAGGUCACUACGCGAAGCCGUAAGAACUUUGAGCUUCAGUUCGAUCUCAACAAGGAGCAAGCCAAGCGUUCCGCCAAGGCUCAAGAGGCUGAAGAGGCGCUCGAGCUCAAGCGCCAGGAAAAGAAGCAAGUGGACCGUCUUGCUCGACUUACGCAGCGACAAAAGCACAACAAGCACAAGGCCAAACGCAACGGCGGCACUAGUGGCAGCAAUGCGGCCAAAAGCGCCAAACUGUCCAAGAUGUAAUGGCUUCUGUUGCUCUAAAUCUACCCCAAUUGCUCGGCACCCGCCUCGGUGAUCUGACCAGCCGGGUCCAAGCCCGUGUCAUAUGUCGUCCGUUUCCUUGAGUCUUGCUCUGGCCCUUUCACCACCAAUCGAUUUGUCUGGUUCGU
This is a messenger RNA of Monosiga brevicollis MX1, 1673 nucleotides long. RefSeq lists its product as uncharacterized. Gene Ontology annotation, molecular function: 5S rRNA binding. The transcript is spliced from 14 exons. NCBI's taxonomy places the organism in Eukaryota, Choanoflagellata, Craspedida, Salpingoecidae. The coding region runs from base 1 to 1527 and encodes 508 amino acids. Gene Ontology annotation, cellular component: nucleolus. The record is from RefSeq and is a predicted model, not a curated record. Gene Ontology annotation, biological process: rRNA processing; ribosomal large subunit assembly.